Messenger RNA from Acanthoscelides obtectus, 1305 nucleotides. The record is from the annotation of a GenBank genome assembly. NCBI's taxonomy places the organism in Eukaryota, Metazoa, Arthropoda, Insecta, Coleoptera, Chrysomelidae.
CGUCCGUCGCGUGUAUCACUGUGUGCUCGUAUUUUCGUAUUCACCUUGCUUGGUUGUUGCUGUUGUUGUUGUUAAGUGUAUUUAAGUAAUUUUCGGCAUCCCCUCCAAACACCUCUCCUGCAGUUUCCGCUAACUUGCGCAUAAACGUCGACGUCGAUUUGACCGUUCUCUGGCAGUGCUUUUGGGCAGCAUCGAUUGUGUCAAGGUUGUGAAGCCCGUGAUCCGGUUUGAAAAAUGGGUAAAGAGAAAACUCACAUCAACAUCGUGGUAAUCGGCCACGUGGACAGUGGCAAGUCUACAUCGACAGGUCACUUGAUCUACAAAUGUGGCGGCAUCGAUAAGCGUACCAUCGAGAAGUUCGAAAAGGAGGCGCAGGAAAUGGGAAAAGGAUCAUUCAAAUAUGCAUGGGUAUUGGACAAGCUGAAAGCGGAACGCGAACGCGGUAUUACGAUUGAUAUAGCAUUGUGGAAGUUUGAGACUUCUAAAUACUACGUGACGAUCAUCGAUGCCCCCGGGCACAGGGAUUUCAUCAAAAACAUGAUCACCGGCACUUCGCAGGCUGAUUGUGCUGUAUUGAUCGUCGCUGCAGGUACUGGUGAAUUUGAAGCUGGUAUUUCGAAGAAUGGCCAGACUCGCGAACAUGCUCUUCUAGCUUUCACCUUGGGCGUAAAACAGUUGAUUGUGGGCGUUAACAAGAUGGACUCCACUGAACCACCUUACUCGGAGGCUCGUUUCGAGGAAAUUAAGAAGGAAGUGUCUUCGUACAUUAAGAAAAUUGGGUACAACCCAGCUGCAGUGCCAUUCGUACCAAUCAGUGGGUGGCAUGGGGAUAACAUGUUGGAGCCCAGCGACAAAAUGCCAUGGUUCAAAGGGUGGAACAUUGAACGUAAAGAGGGUAAAGCGGAAGGAAAAACUCUAAUCGAAGCUUUGGAUGCCAUUUUGCCCCCAUCCAGACCUACUGAGAAACCUCUGAGAUUACCGCUUCAGGACGUAUACAAAAUCGGCGGUAUUGGCACUGUGCCCGUAGGCCGUGUGGAAACCGGCAUCCUGAAGCCCGGCAUGGUGGUGACAUUCGCCCCGGUCGGCCUAACCACCGAAGUGAAAUCGGUGGAAAUGCACCACGAAGCGUUGCAGGAGGCCGUUCCCGGAGACAACGUUGGCUUCAACGUGAAGAACGUUUCCGUGAAGGAGCUGCGACGCGGAUACGUCGCAGGGGACUCGAAGAACAACCCGCCCAAGGGGGCUUCUGACUUCACCGCUCAGGUCAUCGUGCUGAACCAUCCGGGACAGAUUGCUAAUGGGUAA